This is a messenger RNA of Spathaspora passalidarum NRRL Y-27907, 1490 nucleotides long. Its product is annotated as S-adenosylmethionine-dependent methyltransferase. The record is from RefSeq and is a predicted model, not a curated record. NCBI's taxonomy places the organism in Eukaryota, Fungi, Ascomycota, Pichiomycetes, Serinales, Debaryomycetaceae. The transcript has a single exon. The annotation marks the transcript as partial. Gene Ontology annotation, molecular function: protein binding.
AAGUACGUAAGAAAUAUUCCCACAACAUGACAUUAGAUCAGGAAUCCUUAGCUAAAAACGUUGAGGUGAUAUCAAUAAACGACUCAAAACCUGAAGAAACAGGUCCCGUGGUUCCUCACGAACGUCAAAUCGUCGAUGCUGUCAUUGCCAUCUGGAAGGAAGAUCCCGCCACUGAAUCACUUGGAAUAACCAAAUUGCACGGUUUAGUCAAGGCAAAACAUCCAAAUUGGUCUGUUUCUGAGAAGAGAGUCAAAACCUUGUUGAAAAAGUUUGGAUUAUUGAGCUCUUCAUCUAACGAACAAUUCACAUAUGCAUCUGAAAUCAAAUCUGAAAAUACUCCUGAUAUCGAAUUGCCUUCCAAGGUUCAAAUAGUGAUGACUUCUAAAAGAGGUAAGGGGUUAUAUGCAAAACAUAAUAUUGCCAAAGGUGAAUUAAUCUGGGAAGAAGAACCGUUAUUUUUUAUCCCACCUUUGGCCAACAUUAACUUGAUCAAAUCAGGAACUGCUUGUUCUCAUUGUGGGAGAUUAUUACAACAAAGUGAAGGAAACACAGUAUUGAGAGGAUUAGAUUGUCAAGUCUGUGCUGAAGUUUGGUGUGGAACCAAAUGUAAGAAGUUGGAUGGAGUAUUGCAUGGUCUUUUAAAGCAUAAUGUGUACAAUCCAAAUGCUAAACGAUCUAAAUUAUUUGACCCUGAGGCAUUCUUACAUAUGCAAGAUUACUGUUUGGAAGACCAAUGGAAUGCUCUUUAUGCCAUCACAUUGAUCUAUGCUGAUAUUCUUAAUGAUAAAUCUGGAACCAAGGCAAAGCAAUUUAAGGCUAUGGCCAGAGUAUCACAAGAUAUCAGAUACAAGGCUUUAAACUCAUCUGCAGGUGCAUUCGAUACUUUGAGUGGUGGGGCAUUAUUUGUUCAAGAACAGCAAGAAAACUUAUGGAAGUUGGGUUAUGAAAAAUUCCUUCGUAUUUUCCCUUCAAAUCCAAUCGAUUAUCAAGAAUUCAUGUACAUGAUGGGAACAUACAACAUCAACAAUUUAGACUCCAAUGUUUUCUUAAUCCAAUCCCAUUUGAAUCACAAUUGUAACCCUAACACAUCAGUUGAAACCGAAUUACUUCGCACUGAUGGUUUAAAAGUUUACGCAGCUAGAGAUAUCAGAGCGGGUGAAGAAUUAACCACAACAUAUGUCAACCCAAAAAAUACUGUCCAACAAAGGCAACGAGAAUUACGAGUCAACUGGGGAUUCCUUUGUGGAUGUGAGAAAUGUAAGGAGGAUUUAAAACAACAACAUCGUCGUAAAUCUUCAUGUAAUGCUCCCGCUUCAGCUGCAAAUAUUAGAAAUAUGUUGAAUGAAACCAAGGAUAGUGUUGGUGAAGAAGGUAUUGAAUUGGCUAUACCGAACCAAGUUUCUGGUGAGAGAAGAAAAUCAGUUAGAUUCGAUGAACAUGUUCUUGCAGUUAAGUAGAUGUAUAUUUUGCAAUUCAAUCAAUUCACAUGU